Molecule: messenger RNA, 1308 nt
Organism: Lathyrus sativus (Indian pea)
Lineage: Eukaryota; Viridiplantae; Streptophyta; Magnoliopsida; Fabales; Fabaceae
Source: the annotation of a GenBank genome assembly
AUGCUACCGAUAAUGGAUCCCACCAAAAAGCGCAAGCUUGACGAGAACGGAUUCGGCGGCGAAGCUGAUCACCUAAAGCUCUCCCCGUCGGAAGCUCGCAAGGUAAUCGAGCGCUUCACACCCGACCAGCUAAUUAACAUCCUCCAAGACGCCGUCAUUCGCCAUCCCGACGUUCUCUCCGCCGUCCGGGCAAUAGCUGACACCGAUAUCUCCCAACGCAAGCUUUUCAUCCGCGGCCUCGGCUGGGACACCACCACCGACGGCCUCCGCUCCCUCUUUUCAACUUUUGGUGAACUUGAAGAAGCCAUUGUAAUCGUCGACAAGGCCACCGGUAAGUCCAAGGGUUAUGGCUUUGUCACCUUCAGCCAUGUGGACGGGGCUCUACUAGCUCUUCGUGAGCCUAGCAAGCGCAUCGAUGGACGUGUAACUGUCACACAACUUGCUGCAGCAGGCAAUUCGGGUUCUAACACCAACACCGCAGAUAUUGCGCAACGGAAAAUAUAUGUAUCGAACGUGCCACCUGAUCUUGCAGGAGAUAAGCUUUUAGCCCACUUCUCACUGUAUGGGGAGAUCGAGGAAGGUCCAUUAGGCUUUGAUAAACAGACAGGAAGGUCGAAAGGGUUUGCUCUUUUUGUGUACAAGACACCUGAAGGGGCACAGGCUGCGCUAUUGGAGCCAGUGAAGAAUGUAGAGGGGCGGCAGUUAAAUUGCAAGCUGGCAAUAACAGAUGGGAAGCAGCAACGUGGUGGGCCAGACGGUGUCCAGGCUCGUGGGAAUACCCAUGGAAAUGGAAUGGGGAUGGCUCCGGCAGCUGGGCCUGGGCCGGGUCAAUACGGUGGCUCUGCUAAUAUGGGUCCUUAUGGAGGGUUUUCCAGUGGGCAUCAUGGUCAGCCUCCAAUGGGUAACCAUCCUCUGAAUUCGUCAGUUGGUGGUGGGUUGUCUUCUGUUGGGAGCCAGGCCCAGUCUUCGGUGGGUGGUGCUGGUGGGUAUGGUAGCGGUCAUUAUGGAGGUUAUGGAGGACCUACAGCGACAGGUUAUGGUGGCAGUGGCGGCAGCGGUUAUGGAGGAGGUAGUGGUGGGACUGGUGCAGGUGCUGGUGGUGUACUUGGUUCUACUGGAGGUAAUGUUGGGCUUUCUUCUUUGUACAGAUUACCAAGUUCAGGUGGAAUGCAAGCUGGAGGAUAUCCUGACAGCGGUCACUAUAAUUCAUCAGGUUAUCAGAAUCAGCAUCUUCCUCCUGCUGGGGCGUCGCCAGUACCAAGGGUUCAACCUGGUUCCAUGUAUCCAAAUGGGCCCUCUUACUACUAA